Molecule: messenger RNA, 2856 nt
Organism: Lytechinus pictus (painted urchin)
Lineage: Eukaryota; Metazoa; Echinodermata; Echinoidea; Temnopleuroida; Toxopneustidae
Exons: 1
Coding region: 1-2856 (951 amino acids)
Biological process (GO): DNA recombination; DNA integration
Molecular function (GO): DNA binding
Source: RefSeq, a predicted model, not a curated record
AUGGGAGGGAAUAACGGACGACGCUUUUAUCUUAUCCGUCGUGCGAGAUGGCUUUCAUAUCGAUAUAGAGGCCCUCCCGCACGGCGUGAUUCGAUCCGCACCGCCGACCGUUUCCCUUCUUCAUCAGCAGCAUAUCAAAGCAGAAAUCGACGUGCUGCUGGAGAAGGAGGCGAUAGAGAGAGUACCGGACAGUCCACAUCUCUGUCUCUCUCCUAUCUUCGUCAUUCCCAAGCGCUCGGGAAAAUUACGGAUGAUUCUGAACAUGAAAAGAAUCAACGAAUUCAUCCAGCCAGACCAUUUCAGAAUGGAAACACUAGCAUCCAUUCUGCCGUCUCUGCAGGCAUCGGAUUGGGCCGCCUCCCUAGAUCUCAGGGACGCCUACUUCCAUAUUCCAAUUCAUCCCGCAUCACGGGACCUAUUGGGUUUUCGCUUCAACGGAGCGACUUACAGGUACCGGGCAAUGCCCUUCGGCUUACGCCCGGCACCCAGGGUCUUCACCCGGGUGGUCACAGCAGUGGCCGCCCACCUAAGAGAACGGGGGCUCAGACUCUUCGUUUAUCUAGACGAUUGGCUGUUGGUUGCAAGUUCAAAGGCCAGACUUCUGUCCCACUUGUCCCUCCUCCUGCGGAUCACCCAGGAGUUGGGAUUCGUAGUCAACUGGGAGAAAUCGGACCUAUCACCUUCCCGCGUACCCACAUACUUGGGCGCGGUUCUAGACUUGCCAAACCAGAUCGCUCGGCCAAGCCCCGACAGAGUUCGGGCAAUCGUCGCUCUGGCCCGCUCUCUCAGAGAGCGAAGCUUCGUGAAGGCUCGCACGUGGCUGAGAUUACUCGGGUUCAUGGCAAGUCUUGUCGACAUUCUACAAGAUUGUCGCCUGCUUAUGAGACCCUUUCAGAGAUACCUCCUGUACUAUUACAGACCGAGCGUAGACUCUCUGCUUCUUCGGAUCCCCUUAUCACGGGAGAUCCGUCUCAGCUUGGCCGCCUGGACACAUACGUCCUUUGUAGCGAGGGGCAAACCCUUUCGCACUCCCCUCCCAUCAGCCGCUCUGACCACAGAUGCGUCGCUUACGGGAUGGGGCGGCCAUUGUGCGGGGGAGAUGGUCUCGGGGGUCUGGUUACCUCAACGCACCUUACCUCAUAUCAAUGUGUUGGAGAUGAGGGCUGUCAUCAAUUCCCUUCAGCAUUUCCGACACAGGUUAGUCGAUCGAACGGUUUUGAUUCGCACAGACAACAAGUCAGUUGCAGCGUACAUCAAUCGCCAAGGCGGCACCCGAUCAAGCUCUCUCAACGCCCUAGCUGCGGAGCUCUGGGAGUGGUGCCACCGUGCGAAGAUCGUUCCAGUUGCCUCGUAUAUACCAGGCAGCGACAACCUGAUAGCCGAUUUUCUGUCCCGGGGCCGGUGCCUACCAUCCGAAUGGUCGCUCCACCCGGAGAUAUUUCAGUCUAUCCAAGUCCACUGGGGACCCCUGGAAAUAGACUUGUUUGCCACGGCUCUCAACCGGAAGCUGCCGAUGUUCUGCUCUCGUGUCAACGAAACAGAAGCAACUUCCCUGGAUGCAUUCUCCAUUCAUUGGGGGGAUCGGAGGUGUUAUGCGUUUCCUCCGUUCCACCUAAUACCGCAGGUAUUGAGGAAAGUGAAGGAAGAUCAAGCUUGGCUUCUUCUAGUGGCCCCCAAUUGGCCAAGGAGGCACUGGUUCCCGCAACUCCUCGAACUGUUGGAGGGGGACCCGCUCACACUUCCUCUGAGAUCAGACAUAGUAUCUCAACCUCUGUCGGGGAUCACGCAUCCUCGGCCAGCGGUCCUCCACUUAACCGCAUGGCUGUUAUCGGGCAAGACGCGAAAGCUCUAGGCCUUUCUGAUCGUGCCUCUCAAUUGGUAAUACAGAGUCGCAGAAACUCGACUCUUGACCUUUACAAUUCUCGGCUGGGCCGAUUUGCAGAUUGGUGCACUGCGCGGUCUGUUGACCCUCGCAACGCCUCUCUUGCCGCGAUCGCGGAUUUCUUUGUUCACCUUUUCGACAUCGGUCGUUCGCUUUCCACCAUCAGGGGUUUCCGGUCGGCUAUUGCUGCGUUUCAUUCCGGAUUCCCAGAUGGCUCUAACGUCUCAAAUUCCAGUCUACUCUCUAGACUGAUGAGAGCGUUUUUCUUAAAGCGACCGCCGAAGAAAAGACUGACUCCUUCCUGGAGUCUUCCGGCUGUGCUUAACGCUCUGGCUAAGCCUCCGUUUGAGCCUCUAGCAAAGAGCUCCUUGCAUGAUUUGUCUAUCAAAACUGCCUUCUUAAUUGCUGUAGCAUCUGGUCAAAGACGCAGCUCUAUUCACGCUUUGACUACUUCCCCCGGUCACAUCCGGUGGGAACGGCGUGGAGUCCGCUUGAUUCCCACACCGUCUUUUAUUGCCAAGAACCAGACUGCCACCUCUGGUUCGAUCGAGUUCUUCCUAGCUCCCCUAUCAGAUCUUUCCUCGGUUACUGAGGACAAAGUCUGGUGCCCGGUCAGGGCCUUGAAAUGGUACCUUGAUAGAACUAAGACACUUCGCAACUCUGACCAGUUGUUUGUCACGUCGCGCGAGCCGUUUGCGGCAGCGUCACGAGACACCAUCUCCCGCUGGAUCGUUGAAGCGAUCAAAUCGGCUGGUGAUGAUGCUCUCCUUUCAGACACUAGGCCGAGAGCCCAUGACACUCGUAGUAUCGCUACUUCUUGGGCUCUCUUCAAUGGCGUCGCCUUGGACGACAUUCUAAGAGCCGCCUUUUGGCGCUCUUCCAAUUCUUUUACAUCCUUUUAUCUAAAGGACAUUCCUUCGGGAGAGGCCUUAUUUGCCUCCUCUGCUCUUAGGGCAGCGGCCCCUGUGUCUUAA